AGCGCCUGACUGCCGCUGCUUCUCCGGCUCCUCUUACCUGCAGGUGCUCCCCGAAACUUCAACAUGCGGCUGGAAGAACUGAAAAGAUUACAGAACCCUUUAGAACAAGUUAAUGAUGGAAAAUAUUUGCUUGAAAAUCGCCAGCUGGCCAUGGAUGUGGAGAAUAAUAUUGAAAAAUAUCCCCUCAACCUCCAGCCCUUGGAAUCAAAGGUGAAAAUCAUUCAGCGGGCGUGGCGGGAGCACCUACAGAGACAAGAUGUUGUGGAGAAGAGGAGCCCGUCGCCGCCCUCCGUCUCCUCGGACAAGCUCAGCAGCUCAGUCAGCAUGAACACCUUCUCCGACAGCAGCACGCCCGUGAGUGCUGGGCUCCCUCCCCCCUCCCCCCUCCCCCUCCCCCCGGGUCUGGCUCGGGUGCGGGGUUGCUUCUUGAGGUUAUUGCCUCCACACCGAGAUGAUUCGUGA
This is a messenger RNA of Perognathus longimembris pacificus (Pacific pocket mouse), 462 nucleotides long. It is a transcript of the gene Iqcj, whose product is annotated as IQ motif containing J. NCBI's taxonomy places the organism in Eukaryota, Metazoa, Chordata, Mammalia, Rodentia, Heteromyidae. The transcript has 4 exons. The coding region runs from base 64 to 462 and encodes 132 amino acids. The record is from RefSeq and is a predicted model, not a curated record.